Messenger RNA from Vicia villosa (hairy vetch), 1232 nucleotides. RefSeq names its product DNA damage-repair/toleration protein DRT102-like. The transcript has a single exon. Gene Ontology annotation, biological process: carbohydrate metabolic process. Bases 53 to 961 code for a protein of 302 amino acids. The record is from RefSeq and is a predicted model, not a curated record. Gene Ontology annotation, molecular function: isomerase activity. NCBI's taxonomy places the organism in Eukaryota, Viridiplantae, Streptophyta, Magnoliopsida, Fabales, Fabaceae.
AAAAGAUAACAAUAAAUAUCGACAACUUUAUUCACCUCAACUCACCAAACUCAUGGCAGAGUCCAACAAAGAUAUCAAAAUCAUCGCCGGCGCUGGCGCCGAUGAUAACAGCAUUGCUCUCAAAGAUGCGUUGCUCUCCCACCUCCGUUCACUCAACAUCGAAGUCGAAGAUCUUGGAAACUCUUCUUAUUACUCUAUCGCCGGAGAAGUUGGCCGUCGAGUUUCUCAAUCUUUAUCAUCUUCCUCCCCAGAGGUCCGCGGUCUCGUCGCAUGCGGCACUGGCGUCGGCGUCUCCAUCUUCGCCAACAAGUUCCCUGGAGUGUUCGCCACCACCUGUCUUACUCCAUCUGAAGCUGUCAACGCUCGUUCCAUCAACAACUCAAACGUCCUUGCCGUCUCCGGUUAUUACACUUCAGCAGAAACCGCUAUCGAGAUUGUUGACGCGUGGUUGAGUUCACCGUUCAAGUCUCCUUGUCCUGCAAGCGACAACAAAGCGUGGCCAGAGGAGGUGGAGAACUUUCUAGACAAGUCUCUGGUUGAAAUGCCGGAAGUCGGAAAGGGAGGUGCGGUUAGCAAGUGUGUUAUAUGCUGUUUGGUGAAGAACAGGGUGCUGGAGCCGGUGGACUUGAUUCCGGGUGGGUCAAUGAAGAUUGUUAAGGAGAGUCCGACUUCAGCGUUUGUGAGAUUCACGGCGGGGAGUGUGGAGCCGGCACAUCAUCACACGUUUGCGCAUGAUUUGGUAGUGAUUGAAGGGAAGAAGAGUGUUUGGAAUGUGACAAAAGAUGAGAGGUAUGAUCUAUCAACUGGGGAUUACUUGUCUAUUCCUGGUGGUGAUGUGCAUAGAGUGAAGUACCAUGAGGAGACUGAGUUCUUCGUCAAGUGGGAUGGUCAAUUUGAUAUAUUUUUUAACGAGGAUCUUGAUGCUGCCAAUCAUGCAAUUGAGGCUGCUAAUCAUGCGUAGAUUGAAGUACCAUGAGGUUCUUUUUAGUGGAAUAAUAACUUUACUUGUUUUAGUUGUUUGAAUCAAUACUCCUAUGUUCUCUUCUAUGUUAUUCUGUGUUAUUGUUAUCUUAUUGUGUGUUUGUGUUAAGUCUAAAAAGCUACGUUUCCAUAAAGAGAAAUAAAUGGGUAGGGAAUGACUAAGGUUGUUACCCAUGUAAUAACAUCUAUUAUUAUUAUUUUUACGAUGAUUAAGAGCAUCUCCAAUGGUGCAACUAAGCCACAUCAUAUUA